UCUUUGUUGAAUCAUUUCAAGUAAAUUGCAUUUCAGUGUCCCAGAGGACACCCUCAAAACAGGCCCUCGAACCACUGGUUCCCAUUGCAAAGUGCUGUCCCGAAUUGUUUUCCUGCUGACCGAUGACAGGUUGAUCCUCUGUGAUACCUCCUAUUCAGCAUGUUCAUCUGUUGUGCUGUGAGUCAGCAGACGGGGUAUUAGAGUUGUGGUGUGGGACUCAGGGUCCACCUUCACAUGGGCUGCUUUUAUUUCCGACCUUUUAAAUCCUGCUGGACCCAAAACCGCGUAGGUCAGUACAUAUUUGUGUCCACAUGGAUUUAUUCUAAAGAUAUCAUAUAUUUCAGUCGGUCUAGACUCUAAAGCUUCAUUGUCAGAUGAUCCUUGUAUGAUUGUGAGUGUUUGGAGGAAUUAAUAUGAGGAUGUGGUAGCAUUCUCCUGGAGAGGACGCAGAUGCAGUUUGGAAAUAGGGAUCAUCUUACAAUGGGAUCAGACCAUCUGCGAGAUGAGCCAGGGGCGGGGGGGCUCUUUUUGCCCAGGCCGCAGCUUUCUUCAAACUUGGCCAUCAUUUUGAUCUCAACUACACACCUGCAAAGCUUUUUCACUGCAUCUUGCACGUUUGUGAUGCUCCCACGAUGACCGCAUCUGUCCACUGCCAGAAAUAUAAGCGCCUUGCAAAGUCUCAUGGCACACACACACACACAGACAAUACCACUGGCUGGCGACGAACCAAUGCCUGAUUCGAGAGGGUGGAUGGGAUCCAGACAGCCUGAUAGAAACUGCAGCAGAGACAAUUUAUUGAACUAACUAUAGCUGUUUCUUGUUUCUGCAGGCUCAGCCUUCUCUGUUUAAGCUGUGAUCAUGGGCAAGAACCUGCUGAAGAAUCCCAGCGGGGAAGACCAGCUGGAGUUCUGGGAGCUGACGGAGAAUGGUGGGAGUCAGUGGAAGGUGGAGGACAUGCCGGGAGACUGCGGCUACGACUUCUGCAUGGACGGAGUGACCACAUACUUUGCAACUUCCUUUGAUCUGUGUCUGAAGAGACAGGUGAUCGACCUGUUAGCGGAGGAUUACUCCAGCGAACAGCUGGACGCUCAGCCGGCCGUGACAGUGGAAGAUUGGUACUGUGGGAGGACGGAUUGUGGCUGCGCCUACCAAAUGACCGUGUGUCUGCUGGAUGAGAACCAAGAGGUCAUACAGGAGUUCAAACCCGAGCCGGUGACUCUCGACCCUGACUCUGACGACUGCUCGUGGAAGCAGGUCAGCCAUACAUUCACCGACUAUGGCCCUGGAAUGCGUUUCAUCACCUUUGAACAUGGAGGACAAGACGCCAAGUUCUGGGACGGUUGGUUCGGAGUCCGAGUCACUGGGAGCACUGUUACGGUCGAGAUAUGAACGAGAGAAAGAGGGGGAGAAAGGAGGCGGCAAUCAAGUAGUUAUGAACACUGAAAGGUAGAGGAGGAAGAAGGAGAACUGGAGUAAUGUAAAGACUCCAGGCUGGCGUGGAGGUCUCCAGGUUUCAAGAGGACCAGCUUUGCCUUGUGCACAUAGCACCUCCGUAUAUCAUGCAUAAUGCUGUUGCUGUGGAAACAUACUGCUGCUAUGAAGACUGUACUUACAAAAAAAAAAUGGGGUCACUUUACUAACUUUGAAAUAUAACAAUUACUGCUUGCAACACAGUCAUUAAUGGUCGGUUGGGUGGAGGUGGUGUAACACUCAGAUUGGAAUUAAAAUGAUGAAAUAAAUGUUCAACUACAUCAUUGCCUGUUUUGUUAAGUUGGAGCUUCGAUUCGAAGAAGUGACUGUUAUCUUUUACUCCCUUGCGAGCAGUGGUACAUGUACUCAAGGUACUCAAGAUUUGAGGUACUUGUAGUUUACUUGAGUAUUCCCAUUUAAUGCCACUUUAUACUUCUGCUUAGGUAAAGUUCAAGUACUUGAAAAUGUAACUUAAGUACAGUGCUUAAGUAAAUAUGCGUAGCUAUUUUAUUACACACCGACUGAUGAUUUAAUAUACAUAAUGUAUUUCAUUCUACUGUACAUACUCAAUCAGUAAGUUUACAGUAUGUACUGCAUACGGCCUACUAAAUGAAUAACUAAGUGCCAAUACCAGCAGACUGUUUACACUAAAGUACACUCAAGCAAUGAGACUUCUCUGCAUCGCAUGAUGGUUGAAAAUUGCUAAUCACAAAUGUAAAACAUUACCUCUUCCACUCAAUUAACUAUUUCUUCUAUUUCUUGGGUGUAUAUUUGCCUUCAUUUGACAGGACAGUACCGGGGAGAGAUAAAGAGACGGGUAUGACAUGCAGCAAAGGCCCCAGGACUGGAAUUAAACUCAUUGCGGUUAUAUUGCAUGUAAAAUUGAAAAAAUCCAAAUUAAAAAUGAUUAAGUAUUUUAGUGCUAC
Anarrhichthys ocellatus (wolf-eel) is the source of this 2396-nucleotide messenger RNA. It is a transcript of the gene fbxo2, whose product is annotated as F-box protein 2. Gene Ontology annotation, molecular function: ubiquitin protein ligase activity. The record is from RefSeq and is a predicted model, not a curated record. Gene Ontology annotation, biological process: SCF-dependent proteasomal ubiquitin-dependent protein catabolic process; ERAD pathway; glycoprotein catabolic process. Lineage: Eukaryota; Metazoa; Chordata; Actinopteri; Perciformes; Anarhichadidae. The coding region runs from base 859 to 1389 and encodes 176 amino acids. Gene Ontology annotation, cellular component: SCF ubiquitin ligase complex; cytoplasm. The transcript is spliced from 5 exons.